AUGCUUCAAGAAGAGAGGGAGUUCGAAGAACGUCAGGCAGAGCGACGCAGACGGGAAGAGCAAAAAGAAGCAGAACGUAGAAAGGUAGCUGAACAAGAAGAAGCAGCAAAACACAAGGAAUUCCUGACCAAGAAGUACAAAAUUCUUGAGAACUUAGCUGGUGAAAACGGAUCUAGUCGCUGUUCAAUCUCUGCCAGCUCACAAAACCGGGUGAUUGAAUGGGUUGAAAAUGCUAAUCGUUCGCACAUGCUGGCCGUGCAUACAUCGUCGAAGCCGUCUGCAACGAAUGAUGCCCAACAACCUCUUCAAGAGAAACGCGAUCAACAGUUCCAGCAUCAACAGCUUUUGCAACAACAACAAAAACUGCUGCAGAGAGAAGAAGAAUUUCGUCAGUACCAACAACGACAAGAAAAUCUUAUGCGAGAGCAGCAGCAACAGUUACAGGAGGAAAAAGAUCGAUUCAAUCUCUUGUGGGAGCAGCAGUUACAACGGGAAAAACGAAUGCGUGAACAACUGGUAAAUCCUACUCUAGCAGAGAAUUUGACGCCGUCUAAACAACUUCCUGCAUUGCAAAAUAAUCCUCUUCAAACAGUCGCUAUAUUAGAAAAACCUCACGAUUCACUGCGCGAGCAGUCAGCUCACUUCAGCCCAGAUACUCUGCCUCAAUCGACGCAUAUACAAUCGGAAGCAGGUCACCCGAACAGAUCAGCUGCAAAUCUGAGUAGAUCCAAUCCUGGUACACUGCUUUCCACACGCGUCCAGAGAUCGCGUAUGAAUUCCACGGUAAUGGAAGAAGACGACGAUCAGUUUCAGCUUUCUCGUUCCCAAGUUGCAGCACGGCAAGCAGUUUCAAAGGACCUGCCUGCAUUUUCCGGCAACCCAGAAGAAUGGCCGAUAUUUUUGUCCAUGUUCGACAGUACAACCAAUAUGUGUGGUUUUACGGAAGAAGAGAAUUUGGUGCGGCUACAAAAGAGUCUGCACGGGAAGGCUUACGAGGCCGUGAAGUGCAGACUUAUGCAUCCCGGCAAUGUAAAAGGAGUUAUGGAUACACUUAGGAUGCUAUACGGUCAACCAGAAGUAAUUGUGCACUCGCUUAUUGGGAAAAUAAGCUCGCUACCAGUAGUUCGAGAAGAUCGACUUGAGACUUUAGUUGAUUUCGCGGUGAUCGUACAGAACUUUUGCGCCACAGUUGUGUCCUGCGGUUUGGAGGAGUAUACUUAUAACAUCACAUUACUACAUCAACUCGUCAGCAAACUGCCAACAUCAAUCAAGCUUAGCUGGGCUAAACACAGAAAAACGCUUCUAACAGUUAACCUGAUGACUUUCAGUGAAUGGGUCUACAACCUGGCAGAAGAAGCAAGUUCGGUUUCAUUUCCUGAUGUUUCCUUUGAAAUAAAACCUUGUAAUGACACUCGUCGUAGCAAAAGAGGAGAUAGUUUUCUCAAUACGCAUUCAGAGAUGACAGCCCCACAUGAUAAGCAACCGCAUCCUCCCGCAAAAGCGGCAGUAUAUUUUACAGCGACAGCAACGAAGGACGUGUGCCUGGUGUGCAAAGGAAGCUGUAAAUCCAUAGACAAGUGCACACGAUUCUUAGAAUUCUCCAGGGACUCCAGAUGGGCGGUAGUCAGAGAGUUUGGACUUUGUCGCACAUGCCUUCGGCAACACAAAGGAAGCUGCAAGGCCAACCCAUGCGGCAAAAGCGGGUGUACAUACAGACAUCACGAACUACUACACAACGACCAAAAAGAGUGGAGCCCAACUCCAAGCGGAAACCAACCAUCGUUUCAGCCUGAAGGUAGCGAACCUGGCCAUGGGUGCAAUACACACCAGACGACAUCAAGUUCCGUGCUAUUUCGCUAUAUCCCUGUAGUGCUAUCGAGACUUGGCAAGGAGAUACACACUUUCGCCUUUUUGGAUGAAGGCUCUGCGUUGACACUACUUGAUCAAGGACUGGCGAAUGAACUGCAGCUGAAUGGAAUCUCGAGUCCAUUAUGCCUACGCUGGACUGGGGGAACCCAACGCCACGAGAAAGACUCCCGAAUCGUAAAGCUUGAAAUUGCUGCAGAGCAUCACGAAGCCAAGAAGUUCCUUUUAGAGGAUGUGCGGACGGUGAAUGACCUGAUGCUGCCGCUUCAGACGUUGCACGCUGAAGAACUAAAACGCUUGUAUCCUCAUCUCAAAGGCCUACCGAUUGAAUCGUAUUACAAUGCUCGCCCCCGCAUCUUAAUCGGAAUGAAGCACGCUCAACUGGGACUGACAUUGAAAAGCCGUGAGGGAGAGAUGGGUCAGCCGAUUGCGAUGAAGACACGACUAGGGUGGACUGUCUGCGGAGGAUUGCAUGCCGGAGAGACACCCAAUAUGUUCCAUUAUACAUUACACGUGCGAGCCUGCAAUGAAGAUACCGAUGAAGAUCUACAUAAAGCGAUGAAGGAGUAUUUUUCACUUGACAGUCUUGGCGUCAUGAAACCAACAAAGGUACUUCUAGCCCCUGAAGAUGAGCGAGCCCAGUCGCUUUUAUUGUCCCGCACGCGCUUUAAUGGUGAACGGUAUGAGACAGGUUUGCUCUGGCGCUAUAACGAUGUACGUCUACCCAAUAACAGGGAAAUGGCGCUACGUCGUCACGAGUUGUUGGAAAAGCGCAUGGCGAAAGACAAACAACUGGCAGAAGUACUGCAGCAGAAAAUAGCGGAUUACCUGGCAAAAGGAUAUAUUCGCAAGCUUGUCGACGGCGAAGUAAAGUGGCAACCCUCAUGGUUCCUUCCAAUAUUCCCAGUCACUAACCCGAACAAACCCGGGAAAGUCAGGAUAGUGUGGGACGCGGCUGCCAAAGUUUAUGGAAAGUCUCUGAAUUCUGCCCUUUUAAAAGGACCGGAUUUGCUCUCUCCGCUAUUCGCGGUUCUUUUACGAUUUCGCUUACAUUCUGUUGCAGUUACUGGAGAUAUUCGGGAGAUGUAUCAUCAGGUGUUAAUUCGCGAAGACGAUCAACGAUACCAAUGCUUCUUUUGGACGGAUGAAAACGGAAAUCUCGCAGUGUACACAAUGAAAGUCAUGACUUUUGGGGCCUGUUGCUCUCCCAGUAGCGCUCAAUACGUGAAAAAUAUCAACGCGGAGCGGUUCAAGAAUGUAUAUCCCGAAGCAUACGAAGCCAUUACCAAGCUACACUACGUAGAUGACAUGCUGAUUAGCGUGGUCUCCGAGGAAGAUGCCGUACGGAUUGCGAACGAUGUCAAAUAUGUACACGCGCAGGGCGGGUUCGAAAUGCGGAACUGGAUCAGCAAUUCCAGACGAGUCACAUUAGCGUUGCAAGAAGUGAAUACGGAGGAAAAAAGUCUUGACAUAUCAGCUGAGUUAUCCACUGAGAAGGUAUUGGGUAUGUGGUGGAAUACGACGUCCGACACAUUCACCUAUAAGGUCGGCUGGAAUCGGUAUGAUGAAGCUUUGCUAAAAGGCAAGCGACGCCCCACUAAACGCGAAGUGUUGCGAGUUCUCAUGACCAUAUUCGACCCCCUCGGAUUCCUAGCCCACUUCCUAGCCUAUCUAAAAAUAUUGCUACAGGAUAUUUGGCGAUCUGCUAUCAGUUGGGAUGAGGAAAUAGGCGAUGCAGCAUUCGCUGACUGGGUCACCUGGCUUCAAGUAUUGCCCAAUGUCGAAAAAGUGCAAAUCGCCCGAUGCUACAAUACCAGAUAUUCAUUCGGCGAAACUGAUGAGGUGCAACUACACACCUUUGUAGAUGCCAGUAAAAAUGGAAUGGCAGCUGUAUGCUUUCUUCGUUUCGUCAAGAACGGUAUACACCACUGUUCUCUUGUUACUUCUAAAACCAGAGUAGCGCCGCUAAAACUCACCUCGAUUCCUCGUCUGGAGUUGCAAGCAGCUGUAAUAGGGACAAGGCUAGGUCAUACAAUUAUCGAGACGCUGCCAGUCAAAAUUACGAAGAAAUUCUUCUGGACAGAUUCAAGAGACGUUUUGUGUUGGCUCAACUCCGAUCAUCGGCGGUACACUCAGUUCGUUGGGUUUAGAGUUACUGAGAUUCUAGAAGCUACGGAAGUGCACGAAUGGCGGUACGUACCAAGCAAACUAAACGUAGCUGAUGAUGGAACAAAAUGGGACUCACGUCCUGAUCUAUCCCCGCAAAUGAUACCACUGACGCUGAACUGGUAG
Molecule: messenger RNA, 4158 nt
Organism: Sabethes cyaneus
Lineage: Eukaryota; Metazoa; Arthropoda; Insecta; Diptera; Culicidae
Exons: 2
Coding region: 1-4158 (1385 amino acids)
Source: RefSeq, a predicted model, not a curated record